This is a messenger RNA of Gongylonema pulchrum, 315 nucleotides long. The record is from the annotation of a GenBank genome assembly. Lineage: Eukaryota; Metazoa; Nematoda; Chromadorea; Rhabditida; Gongylonematidae.
AUGAGCUCGUGGAUUCUGAGCAAUCGAGACGAAGAUCCCGAGGAGCAGCGGAUGUCAGGACCGAUUUUAACAAAAGAAGAGCUUGAAAUUGCUGAGCUUGGUUACGAUUGUUUUCUUUUGAUCGUUUCUGUGCAAUUUAUCGAUGUGAACAUUGUACCAGAGCUGACAGAGUCCUCCUCUCUCUGUGCCUUGCUCUUACCACCCGGUGCAGUUAUCCAUGCUUAUAGCGGCUCAAGGGUCGUAUUAAUUGCUCCUGUUGAUUCGCGAGAAGACAACGAUGAGGUUGGAGCUGCAACGGUUUUAGCUGUUCAAUAG